AUGAGACGACCCAGUAGCAUCAAACUGUUCUUUUAUAUGUGUGCAUUGCUUGCUUUAAGUUACGUGUUUUCAUCAACAUCUCCGGCAAGUGACGUGGCUGACGGGAUGGGAAGGGAAUGGAACGUUACACCUAUAGAAGAGAUUGAAGCAAAGCUAUCGACUGAGACGGAAAUCACGCGCAAAAAGAAUAACGUUCGAUAUUUACCACCCAGAGCAACAGGUAACGAGCGCAGAACAAUAUCAACUCAAAAUGGAACUCGUGUACUGAUAGUAUCACGCUUUCGAACAGGGUCCACGAUCACGGAAAGAUUUCUAUCGCGGAAUCCCGACUUUUUCGGCGUUCACGAACCCGGAGGAAUGUUACAACGAGCGUUGAAGAAACAUAUUUUGCAAGAUAGCUAUGAUAAAUUAUCGGAUAUUCGCGAAGACCUACUCGAUUUUAUGCACGAUAUAUAUAAUUGUAACUUUACUGGACAUCCGUAUUUCAUCGAUUCUUUGAACAACAUUUGGUAUUAUGUGUUGCGGUCAUAUUUGACGUAUUUGCCGCGACCUAAUAUAACCAACGAAGCUGUCACUGGUAUAUGUAAAUCGAAACCUCACAAGGUGAUCAAAGUGUGUCGGCUGUAUUCCAUUCUCGAGGCUGAAAGAUUGGUAACAGAAGACAAUGUGAAAAUCAUAUUUAUCGUUCGAGAUCCCCGGGGGAUGGCUCCAUCGCGAAUGAAAUUUACAAAAUUGUUUACGCCCGAGGAAAAUUUCUAUGAAGUGGAACACCGUGAAUUUAAGCUUCAUUCAAAAAUGGAGGAUUUAAUGUUGGACUACUGUAAUUGGUUAAAACUAAAUCACCUCGCAAUAUCGGAGCUCCCGGAUUGGUUGAAAGACAGGUACUUAAUUAUAAGAUACGAAGAUAUGGAAAGGCAACUACGACAGACACUUCAAAUAAUAUACAAUUUUGUGGGGGUCCAGUUCCGCAAUGACGUCAUGCGCUCCGUUUUGCAAGAAGUUGAAGAAUUUGAAGUUUUUGAAAAGGGUAAUAAUGGCGAACGAUGGAGAAACAAGUUAAAAAUAGAAGAAGUAUUACGAGUCCAAGAAUUAUGCUCAAGUAAAUUGUUCGCAGAUUUUGGUUAUAAACUUGUCAACAACCAAUUGGAAUUAAUUGACACCAAAACAUCUCUAGUUAAUGAUCUUCCAGCAUAUUAA
Molecule: messenger RNA, 1197 nt
Organism: Saccoglossus kowalevskii
Lineage: Eukaryota; Metazoa; Hemichordata; Enteropneusta; Harrimaniidae
Product: carbohydrate sulfotransferase 1-like
Biological process (GO): N-acetylglucosamine metabolic process; sulfur compound metabolic process
Molecular function (GO): N-acetylglucosamine 6-O-sulfotransferase activity
Source: RefSeq, a predicted model, not a curated record